Raphanus sativus (radish) is the source of this 2064-nucleotide messenger RNA. Its product is annotated as calcium-dependent protein kinase 10. Gene Ontology annotation, biological process: protein autophosphorylation; peptidyl-serine phosphorylation; intracellular signal transduction. NCBI's taxonomy places the organism in Eukaryota, Viridiplantae, Streptophyta, Magnoliopsida, Brassicales, Brassicaceae. The record is from RefSeq and is a predicted model, not a curated record. The transcript is spliced from 7 exons. Bases 223 to 1869 code for a protein of 548 amino acids. Gene Ontology annotation, molecular function: calcium ion binding; calcium-dependent protein serine/threonine kinase activity; calmodulin binding. Gene Ontology annotation, cellular component: cytoplasm; nucleus.
AACUUCCUUUAUUUAAUUUCCUUUCCUAUUCCACAGAACCGAAAAUUUUCGAAAAACGCUGACUUUUCUUCACCGAACCCGCGUUUUCUCUCCCCAACACCAAACUCGUCGGAAGAAAAUAUCUCCACCACACCCAUCUCCAACUCCCGAUAUGAGCUAACUCAUAAGCUUUUCUUCUUCUUCUUCUUCUUUCUCUCAGCUGCUGAGUCUUUUAACUCAGCCAUGGGUAACUGUAACGUCUGCGUCAAGCCUCGUAACAACUCUGAAACCUCCAAACCCAAAACACCAAACCGAGACCGCAAACCAAACCCCUACGCCGCCGCCGCCGGCGACACCUUCAGAUCCCCCGCGCGUACAAGAGCUACUCUGAAGGACUUCGUGAUCCCCACGAGCCACCGCACGAAGAUCACCGACAAGUACACCCUAGGCCGGGAGCUAGGCCGCGGCGAGUUCGGUAUCACCCACCUCUGCACCGACCGAGAAACCCGCGAAGCCCUUGCCUGCAAGUCCAUCUCCAAGCGGAAGCUCCGGACCGCCGUCGACGUCGAGGACGUCCGCCGCGAGGUCGCGAUCAUGUCCGCUCUCCCCGACCACCCCAACGUCGUCAAGCUCAGGGAGACUUACGAGGACGGCGAGAACGUUCACCUGGUGAUGGAGCUCUGCGAGGGAGGGGAGCUUUUCGACCGGAUCGUCGCGAGGGGGCAUUACACGGAGCGAGCCGCCGCGGGGCUCGCGAGGACCAUCGCCGAGGUGGUGAUGAUGUGUCACUCGAAUGGUGUUGUUCAUAGAGACUUGAAGCCUGAGAACUUCUUGUUGGCUAAUAAGAAGGAGAACUCUGCUUUGAAGGCGAUUGAUUUUGGCUUGUCUGUGUUCUUCAAACCUGGAGAUAAGUUUACGGAGAUUGUAGGGAGUCCUUAUUACAUGGCUCCUGAGGUGUUGAAGAGAGAUUAUGGACCUGAGGUUGAUGUUUGGAGUGCUGGUGUUAUUAUUUACAUCUUGCUCUGUGGUGUUCCUCCCUUUUGGGCUGAGACGGAACAAGGUGUUGCUCUUGCGAUUUUGCGGGGAGUUAUUGAUUUUAAGAGGGAUCCUUGGCCUCAGGUUUCGGAGAGUGCUAAGAGUCUUGCGAGGCAGAUGUUGGAUUCUGAUCCGACUAAGCGUUUGACUGCUCAGCAAGUGUUAGCUCACCCUUGGAUACAGAACGCGAAGAAAGCUCCGAAUGUUCCUUUAGGAGAUAUAGUCAGAUCGAGAUUGAAGCAGUUCUCUAUGAUGAAUAGAUUCAAGAAGAAGGUUCUUCGUGUAAUUGCGGAGCACUUGUCUGUUCAAGAGGUAGAAGUGAUCAAGGACAUGUUCUCACUGAUGGAUGAAGACAAUGAUGGUAGAAUAACUUACCCGGAACUCAAAGCUGGACUUCAAAAGGUUGGCUCACAACUUGGUGAACCAGAGAUCAAACUGUUGAUGGAUGUGGCCGAUGUUGAUGGGAGUGGGUUUCUUGGUUACGGAGAGUUUGUAGCUGUGAUCAUUCACUUGCAGAAGAUAGAGAACGAUGAGCUUUUCAAGCUAGCUUUUAUGUUCUUUGACAAAGAUGGAAGCACAUACAUCGAACUUGAUGAGCUACGGGAAGCUUUAACUGACGAGUUAGGUGAACCAGAUGUCAGUGUUCUGAACGACAUCAUGCGUGAAGUUGAUGCUGACAAGGAUGGGCGUAUAAACUAUGAUGAGUUUGUGACGAUGAUGAAAGCAGGAACAGAUUGGAGAAAGGCGUCAAGGCAAUACUCAAGAGAGAGAUUCAAAAGCUUAAGCAUUAACUUGAUGAAAGAUGGGUCAUUGCAUCUCCAUGACGCUCUCACUGGACAAUCUGUUCCUGUUUGAUUUUAUUCGUUAUCUCCAGAAGCUAUGGUCCUUACAUGAACAUUUUGGGUUGUAUUUGUAUGUAAUGUUUUGUUCAAAAAGUUGUAUCUUUUAUUAUUUCAAAGCCAAAUCAAAUUCCUAAACCCAAAAGAGGUAAAACAGUACAGAUCUUUUAUUACACUGAAACCUUAUCUAUGUCAUUGUCCUUGGCCACAA